GGUAGCCGGGAAGGUGGGUGGACACUAUAAAUACCUGCUUUGUUCAUCUCGUAGUCCUUGUACCGUUGAGCUUCGCCUUCUAAUUGAGCUCUGGUUCGGUUGGCGUUUUAGCUCGAUUUCUUCCUCUAUUUCAGAUCUACGCUGCCGAUUUCAUCAGAGAUGGAGACCUUUCUAUUUACCUCAGAAUCCGUAAACGAGGGUCAUCCCGACAAGCUCUGUGACCAGAUCUCCGACGCGGUGCUUGACGCCUGCCUAGCUCAGGACCCCGACAGCAAGGUCGCAUGUGAGACCUGCAGCAAGACCAACAUGGUCAUGGUCUUUGGAGAGAUCACCACCAAGGCCAAUGUGGACUAUGAAAAGAUUGUUCGAAUGACACUGAACGCGCGAAACAUUGGAUUCAUUUCCGACGAUGUGGGUCUUGAUGCUGACAACUGCAAGGUCCUGGUUAACAUUGAGCAGCAGAGCCCAGAUAUCGCUCAGGGUGUUCACGGCCACUUCACAAAGCGCCCUGAGGAGAUUGGCGCUGGUGACCAAGGGCACAUGUUUGGCUAUGCCACUGAUGAAACCCCUGAAUUGAUGCCUCUUAGCCAUGUCCUCGCCACCAAACUGGGUGCUCGCCUCACUGAAGUUAGAAAGAACGGCACCUGCCCCUGGUUGAGACCUGAUGGCAAGACCCAAGUCACUGUUGAAUACUACAACGACAAUGGCGCCAUGGUACCCGUCCGUGUCCACACAGUUCUGAUCUCCACCCAACACGACGAAACCGUCACCAAUGACGAAAUCGCCACAGACCUCAAAGAGCAUGUCAUCAAGCCAAUCAUCCCCGAGAAGUACCUCGACGAGAAGACCAUCUUCCACCUUAACCCUUCAGGCCGUUUUGUCAUUGGUGGCCCUCAUGGUGAUGCAGGUCUUACGGGACGCAAGAUCAUCAUCGACACCUACGGUGGUUGGGGAGCUCACGGUGGUGGUGCUUUCUCCGGAAAGGAUCCCACCAAGGUCGACAGGAGUGGUGCCUACAUUGUGAGACAGGCUGCUAAGAGCAUUGUCGCCAGUGGGCUUGCACGUAGGUGCAUUGUCCAAGUCUCUUACGCCAUCGGUGUGCCAGAGCCACUAUCCGUUUUCGUCGAUACAUACAAAACCGGGAAGAUCCCCGACAAGGAAAUCCUGGAAAUCGUGAAGGAGAACUUCGACUUCAGGCCAGGAAUGAUCACCAUCAACCUUGAUCUAAAGAGGGGUGGCAAUGGCAGAUUCUUGAAGACUGCAGCAUAUGGACACUUCGGAAGGGACGACCCAGAUUUCACCUGGGAAACUAUCAAGCCACUCGAGUGGGAGAAGCCUCAAUCUUAAAUGGAUAGCGGAUUCGUUUGGUGGUCUCUAAUUCCUUACAAUUCAAUAUCUGGGGAUUGUUGUUACUUCAUGAUGAAUGAUUUUCGUGUUAUCUUUUUUCUUUUUUCUGCUGCUUUAUGUUCUCCAAAGCAAAUUAUAUUCGUUCUAUUUCCUUUUCCUAGUUUAAAUCUUCUUGUAAUAUUUUUAAUAUUCUAAAUACUAUCAAUGGAAUGAAAAAUCAUUUUGUUAAAAGCC
Molecule: messenger RNA, 1581 nt
Organism: Cucumis sativus (cucumber)
Lineage: Eukaryota; Viridiplantae; Streptophyta; Magnoliopsida; Cucurbitales; Cucurbitaceae
Product: S-adenosylmethionine synthase 2
Exons: 2
Coding region: 160-1347 (395 amino acids)
Biological process (GO): S-adenosylmethionine biosynthetic process
Cellular component (GO): cytosol
Molecular function (GO): methionine adenosyltransferase activity; ATP binding
Source: RefSeq, a predicted model, not a curated record